This is a messenger RNA of Liolophura sinensis, 2392 nucleotides long. RefSeq names its product tachykinin-like peptides receptor 99D. The transcript is spliced from 5 exons. Gene Ontology annotation, molecular function: tachykinin receptor activity. Bases 4 to 1206 code for a protein of 400 amino acids. The record is from RefSeq and is a predicted model, not a curated record. Gene Ontology annotation, cellular component: plasma membrane. Lineage: Eukaryota; Metazoa; Mollusca; Polyplacophora; Chitonida; Chitonidae. Gene Ontology annotation, biological process: G protein-coupled receptor signaling pathway.
AAUAUGACUGACGGCAAGUCGAAUGUGACCGGGGACCCUUUGUUGACGCAAAAUGUAAAAGGCCAGUGGGACAACCCUUACAUUUUACCCUGGUGGCAACAGUUAGUUUUCAUCCUCGCCUUUGUGGUUAUGUUUAUCGUUGCGGUUGUGGGUAACUUUGUCGUAAUUUGGAUAGUACUGGCGCACAAACGAAUGCGCACUGUGACAAAUUACUUUCUGGUGAAUCUCGCUAUUGCCGACGGCUUGAUAUCCUUAUUCAAUACCCUUUUUAACACAGUCUACUUACUCUACGGGAACUGGCCUUUCGGGAGGAAUUACUGUAAAUUUAGCAUGUUCAUCUCCCCAUGUACCAUAUCUGCCAGUGUGUUUACCUUUGUGGCAAUAGCCCUUGACAGAUACAUGGCGAUAAUCCAUCCACUAAAACCUCGCUGGCCAGCCCGUGUUGUCAUUGGAAUAAUCGGGGCCAUCUGGUUCACCUCCAUCGGUAUUUCCUUGCCCAACCUUAUGUUUGCGGAGACGCACAGCUACCGUUACGACAGUGGACGAAUAAGAACCAUUUGUGUUUUGAACUGGCCUGACGGCGUGUACAAAACUAUGGAUUUUGUGUAUAAUGUGGUUUUACUGGUGUUAAACUAUUUCCUGCCGAUGAUCAUUCUGGCUAUUGCCUACGUCAUCGUGGGCGUUCACCUGUGGCACAGCCGGAGUAUUGGGGAGAAAACACCCAGACAGAUCGAGAGUGUCAAGUCCAAACGGAAGGUGGUCAAGAUGCUCAUCAUUGUUGUGGUGAUUUUCGGGAUUUGCUGGCUGCCGAUGCAUGUUUACUUCGUUCUGACGAAUUUCUGCGAAAACAUCGGCAUUUACCCGCACAUCCAGCAGAUCUACUUGGUAAUAUUCUGGAUGGCUAUGAGCAACUCUAUGUACAACCCCAUCAUAUAUUGCUGGAUGAAUACCCGAUUUCGGAAAGGCUUUAAGUACGUAUUUCGAUGUUGUCCUUUUGUGACUUGGGGGCCAAAAGAUAGUCUCCUGCACAUCGGGGGCACAACGGUUCGCCAGAGUUGGGGCGGUACCGAGUGCAAACUAGAACGCAACGGUUCCACCAUGCAUACUCUGGACGAAAGUUUGGACGAAACGACUUGCUACAACUAUUCUCACAGCCGAUAUCCCAGAGAAGGCCGAUACAACGGCAUGGCUGAGAACUCCAUGUAGUGUAGCAGAGAGUUGAGUGGGACAGUGUGUUACAGCGAACAGCGUCAGGCGGCGUUUAGCCGGAAACACGGCCUCACCAGAGACGCGAACCGAUUUCAGCAUUUUUUGUUCCUUCUGUCAUCCGGUAUCGGUUAGGCACGUGAUCCGUCUUGGGCUUUCUGUUUGCAAUCAAUACGUCCGAUCCACGAAUAAAUCACCGUGAAAUGGCGGGCUAUUAUAGGGUCAAAAUCAUUGGUAGAGGGACUUGCAGCUUGUUUUUCAUACACUAAGUAUUGGCCAUCGUUGAACUGUAAAUAGUAUGUGUGUACACAGGGUGAGAGCAACAAGAGGACUUGACGAGGAUUUUCCUUGUGCGCAUAAUGGUGAUUGUCCAAGGGUUUUUCGGUUGUGUCGACAAUAUAUGGCCAUUAGAAACAUUUGCUUUAUUGUAUGGGCCUUGUAUUGUUUAUGAGAACAAUUUAACCGAUCGUGGAACGAUAUGGUAAAAAGAGAUCGAUACAUCAAUGAAAGGUGUUUGCUAUCUUUCCCGUAUGGGCUAGAUAUUUAAUGAUUCCAGCUCACCGAUUUUGUUAUUUCACUUCCUCCACGGUUCUAGUCCUUAUUCACUGACCUCUUGUAUUUCGUCGUAUCAUGUAGCACAGGUGAGGACAUGUGCAAUUGUGCAUACGACUGUUCAGUUAAUGUUUGUGUAUGCCAUUCGUACUGUCCUUUGAAGCUUAUUCUAUGAACCGCUUAUACCAUUGUCCAUUUUCCCUUCCACAUGUAAUUGUACCUUAUCUGUAUCAGCUUGUAUAGUUAUUCUGCAGAAAUGUUGCGUUGUUAAACCUAUUACCGUGUGGGCAAUAUCAGGAAAAUAAAUAUGUAUAUGUUCAUAACGAACUGCAUCGCCAUGAACAAAAGAUCGUUUCCCUUCACAGACAUUUCGCUUCCUAGCUGAUCUAUCUGAGAUAUACAACCCGCUCGCAGAUAUCAUUAGUCCUGUGAGGACUAUGCGUGCACACAAUUACUUAGGAUUGCUGAUCACUGAGUAUGUUUUGCAUAUCGUAGUCAUGUCAGUAAGCGAACAUAUUGCAUCACUGGUAUGCAUGCCUAUUCAUAUAUCAGCCUUUAUGGGAAAAUGAUUGUAGUGCUUUAUUCAGUUUUAAGCCAUUAAUUGUCAAGGAACUUUGAAGGAAACGAUAUAACG